AACCAGUCGAGCCACUUCCUCUGUCGAUAGAGAACUGUGGAUGGGCUGAUGUAAGCAGCUGACUUGAAGCUACCGGCAGUCGUUUUUUUGUGUCUAAUUUCCAUUUUUUGAUUGAAAAUCAUUUCGUUUCCCAUCUUCGUGGCACGUGGGCUAACAUGGCGACGGAGAUAAUGAAAGGUGUGGAACAAGUCUCAGUCGGUGAGCUUUAUGUGUCGGACAAAUGUGGCAGUGAUCAGGAUGGGGACGGCUCAGAGCAAAAACCCUUUAAGACUCCUCUCAAGGCUCUCAUGUUUGCUGGGAAGGAGCCAUUUCCAACCAUCUACGUGGAAUCGCAGAUAGAGGGAGAGCAGUGGGCAGUGAUCUCUAAGACGCAGAUGAAGAACGCAAAGAAGGCCUUUAACCGCGAGCAGAUAAAGAACGAUGCCAAAGAGAAGAAAGAGGCAGAGGACAACGAGAGAAGAGAGAAGAACCUGGAAGAUGCCAAGAAGAUCAUCAUUGAGAAAGACCCCAGUCUGCCUGAACCUGAAGCCGUGAAAAUUCAUCAACUAGAAGCCAAGAGAGGUCAGAGAGUCAAAGUGUUUGGAUGGGUUCAUCGCCUCAGGAGACAAGGGAAGAACCUGAUGUUCAUUGUGCUGAGAGAUGGAACUGGUUUCCUCCAGUGUGUCCUGUCUGAUAAACUGUGCCAGUGCUACAACGGUUUGGUGUUGUCUACAGAGAGUACUGUAGCUCUGUAUGGAACAAUCACUCCAGUUCCUGAGGGGAAACAGGCGCCAGGAGGCCACGAGCUUCACUGCGACUUCUGGGAGCUGAUUGGCUUAGCUCCAGCAGGCGGGGCCGACAACCUGCUGAAUGAAGAGUCGGAUGUUGACGUCCAGCUGAACAACCGACACAUGCUGAUAAGAGGAGAGAACGUUUCCAAGAUCCUCAGGGUCCGGUCCUCUGUCACGCAGUGCUUCAGGGACCACUUCUUCAGCCGCGGAUACUACGAGAUCACUCCUCCCACCCUGGUGCAGACUCAGGUGGAGGGCGGCUCCACUCUGUUUAACCUCAACUACUUCGGCGAGCAGGCCUACCUGACGCAGUCCUCCCAGCUCUACCUGGAGACCUGCAUACCUGCCCUGGGUGACACCUUCUGUAUCGCCCAGUCUUACCGGGCCGAGCAGUCCCGCACCCGCAGGCACCUGUCUGAGUACACUCACAUCGAGGCAGAGUGUCCCUUCAUAACAUUCGAGGAUCUGCUGAACAGACUGGAGGAUCUGGUGUGUGACGUGGUCGACCGAGUGCUCAAAUCCCCCGCUGGACAGCUGCUCUACGACAUCAACCCCAACUUCAAACCCCCCAAGAGGCCGUUCAAGAGGAUGAACUACAGUGAGGCCAUUGAGUGGCUCCGAGAGCACGAUGUCAAGAAGGACGACGGCUCCUACUACGAGUUUGGAGAGGACAUCCCUGAGGCUCCAGAGAGGCUGAUGACAGACACCAUCAACGAGACCAUCCUGCUCUGUCGUUUCCCCGCUGAGAUCAAAUCCUUCUACAUGCAGCGCUGCACCGAGGACAGACGCCUAACUGAGUCGGUCGACGUGCUGAUGCCAAAUGUGGGCGAGAUCGUCGGAGGCUCGAUGCGUAUCUGGGACUCUGAGGAGCUGCUGGAGGGAUACAAGAGGGAGGGAAUUGACCCAACCCCCUACUACUGGUACACUGACCAGAGGAAGUAUGGCACAUGUCCCCACGGCGGUUAUGGUCUGGGUCUGGAGCGUUUCCUCACCUGGUUGCUGAACAGACACCACAUCCGAGACGUCUGCCUGUACCCACGAUUCAUCCAGCGCUGCCGACCCUGAACACACACACACAAUCAUUCUCAUUUGGCUUGUGUGCACUGCUCUCUUAGCCAUAAAAUGUGUUACUACAAUAUGAAAUCAAGUAAGCAAGAAUCCCCAAUUCUGUCCCUUCAGCAGUUUUCUUUUCGUUUUGAAUCAACCACAAUUCAAAAGGAUUUAAGACCUCCUGCCUUGUCCUUGUUUGUUCCAACUUGAAACCUGAAUCUGAUUGUUCUGUUCUAGUUAGUGAUUAUUUAAGCAGUUGUGUGUCUGUGAGUCCUGGGAAUAAAAAAAGGAAGGUAAAAUAUCUCAAAUGUGAUCUAGAAUACUGCUAAAUAACAAGUUAGUAAAAAAAAUAUAUAUAUGCAAAUGUAGUUUAGAAAUCAUACAUUUUGAAGCUAAUAUUUGCUAUGGUCAAUUAAAAAAAAAAAAAAAGAAAGUAAUUGUAAGUAUUUCAUAGUAGCCAUCCGCCACGCGAGCUAUGCUAAUAUGUUAGCAGCUCUUUUUCAGUCACUCAAUCAUUCUUCCAUUGUGAUUAGCAUUAAAACAUCUGUAAAUAAUUGUUACUGGCUUCAAUAACUAAAUAGUUAAGCAAAAUCUGUAUGAAAAGUCUUUUGGCUGUCUGAUGCCAAAAACUCCAAACUCCAAGAACAAAACAGGAUUCACUUGGAACAAACCGGGACAAAUGAGUGCAUCCUUCCACCUGAAGAUUUGGGUAAACUAUGGAAGCAAGAACGACGGAACAUUAUGUGUUUUUGCAAGUAGGGGAUCCGUUUUUAAUUACAAGAUAAGGGCCCCAAUUUCUUCCUUUGAUGAAUGGAGUAAACGUCUGUCGAAAAAUGGGCCACUGUCAGUGAAGGUUGCAUAAUAAUUGCAUCCCUGUGGUAUCCAAAAAAAUGAAAAAAAUAAACUCAGAAGAUUGGCCCAUUAAGUCGCAUCCUACUUAUUUCUAUAUGUGGAUUGUGAUGUAAAAACAGUAAAUAUACAAUACAUCAUAAUCGUUGUUAAUGCAGCGCUGCCACACACACACACACACACACACACACACACGAGACCGUCCUGAUUCUUGGUGGUUCGGUGAUGAUUAUACUUUCAGUGGUUGGUUCAAACUUCACAAAAACGGCACAGAUUUUGUGCACUUUUUGUGCAUUUGGGAACAUUUUACUCCUUUCCUGAACGAGCUGGAAGUCAGAUGUAGGAGGGAAAUGCAGGGAGCAGCAUGUUUAUUCAAUGCGUGUUAUUCGUGGUUUAGCAGUGCCUCCUGUUCUCAUCCUGUCACCUGCUCUGCAUCUUCAUGUGAAAAUAUUCAGCUCAGUCACUGCACUUACCUUAAAUAAAUGGGAUUAAAACA
This is a messenger RNA of Scatophagus argus, 3165 nucleotides long. RefSeq names its product asparaginyl-tRNA synthetase 1 (gene nars1). Lineage: Eukaryota; Metazoa; Chordata; Actinopteri; Scatophagidae. The record is from RefSeq and is a predicted model, not a curated record. The transcript has 15 exons. The coding region runs from base 156 to 1835 and encodes 559 amino acids. Gene Ontology annotation, biological process: asparaginyl-tRNA aminoacylation. Gene Ontology annotation, cellular component: cytoplasm. Gene Ontology annotation, molecular function: nucleic acid binding; ATP binding; asparagine-tRNA ligase activity.